This is a messenger RNA of Pomacea canaliculata, 2170 nucleotides long. RefSeq lists its product as uncharacterized. Lineage: Eukaryota; Metazoa; Mollusca; Gastropoda; Architaenioglossa; Ampullariidae. The record is from RefSeq and is a predicted model, not a curated record. The transcript has 3 exons. Bases 393 to 917 code for a protein of 174 amino acids.
AUGUUUCUUUCUUGUAGCAAUACAGGGCUGGUUCAAGAGCUGGGGCAGAUAACCCGCAGUGGGGCUGUUCACGCGGCGAGUUGUCUGUGGCUAACGCCUGUCGUUUUGUUGCAGCGUGCGGUGUCACAAUGUCAGCAUGCACACCGCACAUGCAGACACAUGCCGCGGUGAUUAAUCCAACAUGAAUCGCUGCCAUGUAGCUGCCGCUAAUCACAAGACUCGUUAACCCGAUAAAACGGCAGAAAGGAUUUAUGGGCCAGGAGUAAUUGCAUGUCAACUUUUAUCUGGGAGAAAGUCGGAGCGAAAAGUGUUAUUGCAAUGCAAUCCAAGUGGUCAGUGUACAGUGGAAAUACCAGUUCAUCGUCAUGAUCCGCUUCAUAUCUCGUCACUAAAUGGUGUACCGUGGCAAGUCUCUUUCUGGAACUAAGGCGAUGUCUUUGGCGAAGCAUGCCAUAAAUCGCAAGAAGGCCGCCACAGUUAACUUAGACAGGUGGAGAACCAGAGAGAAGAACUUUGUGCUGGACUCAGUGGCGUUCACCAGGUACCAAGAAGCUCGCAAACUACCCAUCAUUCCACCCUACGAUGCCAUGAAGGACAAGUACGCCGUCUCCUAUUUCGAGUCGCCGGCAGUAAAAGCCAUUGCAGAGCGAAAUUCUCUUAUGAAGGAGUUGUACAGGGAGAAAGCCAUGCGCUCGCUGCUCAACAAAAAGCAGUGUCACGUGACUCCAAGUUCGGAAGAACUCAGCCGUCGUCGGGAGAAUUUUGUGAACGAUGCCGUUAUGACAGAUCGCAUGCGCACCAAAUUUCGUGAUAUCAUUCCGCCAUACAGAGCAGAGGAUGACGAACACUGCAGAACGUACUUUCGGCGGAAGGAUGUACAGAAACUACUUAAAAUCACGCUCUCGCCAAGGUUCUGAAUCAAUCAACCUCCCCCACCUUUAGUUUUAUUAUUAGAAUUAUUACUUAUUUUCAGAAAGAUGUUUUGGUCAAAUAGCCACUUCGAGUUACUCGAAAAAUUACAAAGGUUUGGUUUCUAACGGCUGGUGAAAUUUUGAUGAUUAUUGCCCUACUUUCAAAUUGAAUUAAAAAAAAUAAAUAAAUGGGAAAACCCAUUUUCUUUGUAACAGCAGAAAGAAAAUAGCAAAUAAAAGAAAUGGAAAUAAAACAAAUAUAUAACAUAAAACAGUAAAGGAAAGCAUUAAUAGGGUAAGGGAAUUUAUGAUAAAAAAUACAAAAAAUACAUAGAGAUGUGACAGGGUUGUAUAUUUAUAGCAAAUGAACGGAAAAUGAUACAGGUUUCAUAACACACUUUCACGCAACUGGCAGUCAAGAUUUAUUUGUUAAAACGAGUGCAAACGGUUAAAUCUUCAAGGCACAAGGUGGGCUUGUGUACCUGUGUUCUCAUAUAUAACCGAAACCAUGGCUACACAGCAAAUUUUGAGUUUGGUAGGCUCAGAUUUUCAAUGCAAAUGAAGGUUGUAACCUGAGUACUCACCCAGACCAAUGUCAUUUUUAAUGUUCCAUCCAACACUUAGAAUUAAUUUACAAAGUUUAAUAAAUCCUUUCUCUGAAUCCUCGUAUUGCUUUCCUCCCCGUAUCUUCGACGCAUUCAGAAGUAUAGGUUUUAUUUUCACAUAUUUUAAACGAUUGCUUUUUCUGGUGUGUUCUUUAAUUUUAAAUUUAAAACUCCUGAUUCUCGUAAAGCCCUUGAAUGCCUUUCUAGAUGGUCACACACUUUAAUGUAGAUAAAAAGAUAAAACCUAGAUUAUUGCAAAUAGAUUUUAUAGUAAUUUGAUUUCCACCAUGCUCUCAGUGCUUAAUGAAACUUCAAAUUUUUAAAGACUGGUAUCUUUGGUUUAGGUUAACUGUAAAUCCACAUUUGCCACAAAGCGUUUUUAAACAGCAGAUUUUAUGUUUAAAGUCAACAGGAGAGUUAAAGGCAAAAUCGUCCGCAUCCAUUAGAAGGAUGAUAACUAAUGAAUACGUUAAAUAUUGAUACCACUGCUGUACAUUAUAAAGCUUGCUGAUAAUGUUUAAGAGUGAAAUGUAACAUUAGACGCUUUUUCCACCAGUUCUGUGUAAGCAAAAGAUAACUACCUAAGACCAAUACUUUGGAUAAGAUCCAUACUAUUCAUAUUAUGUGUUGCUUACAAAGACUUUAUUAAAGACG